Messenger RNA from Scutellospora calospora, 367 nucleotides. The record is from the annotation of a GenBank genome assembly. NCBI's taxonomy places the organism in Eukaryota, Fungi, Glomeromycota, Glomeromycetes, Diversisporales, Gigasporaceae.
GGAUUUUAAUGAUCUUAGUUUGGUAGUUGAAUUGCAAAGUGGAUCGAAUAGUUACUUAUAUCAAAGUACUGAAAAAGAUUUGUAUGAUAAUAGUAGUUGUGAGGAUGAUAAACCAGAAGAUAGUGAAUUGAGAGAAUUUACAGCUUUAAAUUUGGCAAUUGCAAAUAAUUCUAGUCAAGUUUUUGAAGAACUUUUACAACAAUUUAUUGAAAAGCAAAAUAAUUUUAUAGCUCAAAAUAAUAUGUCUACAGAAUCUUCUGAAGAUUCGAAUAGCAUAUAUAAUAUUACAGAUCCGAUUCAACAUAAAGGAAAAGAACAAUCUACAAAUAAAAGAUACUUGUCAGCUAUUGAGAAUUAUUCUCUAUAA